ACAGCAUUGAAACCCGAGAAAAAAACAAGUUGACGUAGGUGCAAAGCUGGAAAUGCAGUUCAAAUUCUUCCAUUGUCAUGGUCAUAGUAGGUACCAGGAAUGCAGAAGACAGAAGCAUAUGUGGAUGUUGAUGCCAUAGCCAUAGAAGGAUACUGAGGGCGACAUAGACCUAUGGACAUUUCAGGAGAUAGCGUUCAAAGCGGAGAUGGAUCGUCAUGACGACCCGGAAUCAGAAAAAGAGGCGUGGAUCCUUUGCGGCGAAGACCCAGCUACCAGAAUGAGGAAUAUUGUUGAACUAAGGAAUAUGAUAUACGAGCGAGGCGAGUGUCACCCACAUCGUAUGGACGACGCGUUUCUACUGCGGUUCCUGAGGGCGCGCCGGUCAGUGCCUGCGCGGGCGCAUAGACUUCUAGUCCGCUACAGCAACUUCCGGGAUCAGAACCCGCACCUCUGGCGUGAUAUAGACUGGUUCGGCCUCACUAAACUAGGACAUGUGUUCGAAGGCGUGCUCUUCGAUAGACCUGAUGUUGGCAGACUUAUUAUUUGUAGGCUAGGUUUGUGGGACCCAGAUGAUUACCCAGUAGAAGACCUGGUACGCGGCUGUCUACUACUUCUGGAGAUCGGUAUCAUGCAGCCAAAACUCCAGGUGUUGGGAGGAACUGCAUUACUGGACUGCGAAGGUCUCACCAUGAGGCACAUGCGACAUUUCUCACCAGCAAUAGCUAUACAAGCUAUGAAUGUUAUGGGGUUCGCAUUUCCCCUGCAUCAGCGAGGCGUGCACGUGAUCAACUGCUCCCGGGUGUUCGAAACGCUCUUCCACUUCUUCAAGCGUUUGGCGCCCGUGGACGACCUGUGGAAACGAGUACGCUUCCACGGAUAUGAUCUCAGUUCUUUACAUAAGUGCAUUGACCCAGAAUGUCUGCCAAAGAGAUACGGAGGACAUCGCCAGGAGGUGUCGUUGGAGAAAUGGCUGACGAAGAUCAAGCAGUACAAGAAUAAAGACUUCGAUAAUGAUAUGAGAAACUUAGGUUAUGCUGUAGAUUAAAUUAAACGUUAUUAAAUUAUAGACGGUGCUAAAUAAAAGACAGAUCUCAAAGUGCCUGCUGAAAUAACGCGAGUUGUUCCCUAUGUGCGUACUAGGAAAUCAUAAUAAGCAGGCGUUCAUUUGGGUGAAUGACUGAAAGUGUGAAAUGUGAAAUGACAAUAGAAUACAACAAAAUGUAGGUUAUCAUUGAAAGACAAUAUCCAUGCAUAUUAACAAGUUUGGCUCAUAAGCGUUUCGUAAAAUAAAUUAUCUACAGUUAUCUUAUAUUUGUAUGAAGUUUUUAAAUUAAAACUAUCUAAACUAUAUUACAAACUGAAAAUUAUUAUCUACAACUACAGAUCUACAAACUAGAAUAAAUAUAAUACAACGAAUAAAAAAAAUAUCAUCUAUAAUAUUACCUACCUAAAGACGUAAGCUAUUAUUUAAAUCGAAGCCAAGUGUGAUAUUGAUAUGGAUAAUGUAUAGGUAAUCUCUAAGUAAAUAUUUUUUUAUUAAUUUUGUAAAAACUGAGACUGGAGUAUUGUUCUCUUAGUUAAAGUAAAUCAUGUUAGUUAACAGUACAUAAGCUAUAAUAAACUGCUCAAAGUGUUGUGAUCUUUCUCGUUCAUAUCUAUACCUAUUUAUAUUCCUAAUAGACUUAAAAUGUAAUUAAUAUAAUCAUACUUUAUACACAUUUUAGCGCUUAUAUUUAAAAAUACAUUUAUAUUCAUUGUUUUUUUACGUUUUAAAUAAACUUUUUUACAAAUCUCA
Molecule: messenger RNA, 1795 nt
Organism: Helicoverpa zea (corn earworm)
Lineage: Eukaryota; Metazoa; Arthropoda; Insecta; Lepidoptera; Noctuidae
Product: alpha-tocopherol transfer protein-like
Exons: 7
Coding region: 206-1045 (279 amino acids)
Cellular component (GO): membrane
Molecular function (GO): phosphatidylinositol bisphosphate binding
Source: RefSeq, a predicted model, not a curated record